Molecule: messenger RNA, 6282 nt
Organism: Hippoglossus stenolepis (Pacific halibut)
Lineage: Eukaryota; Metazoa; Chordata; Actinopteri; Pleuronectiformes; Pleuronectidae
Gene: ctnnd2a
Product: catenin (cadherin-associated protein), delta 2a
Biological process (GO): cell-cell junction assembly; dendritic spine morphogenesis; cell-cell adhesion
Cellular component (GO): nucleus; adherens junction; plasma membrane
Molecular function (GO): cadherin binding
Source: RefSeq, a predicted model, not a curated record
CGUGCACGCGGAAGGGGGGAGACAGAGCCGCUCGUCUGCCUCCUCUCGGAUGGUGCUGCCUCCCCGCCGUCGCAGUGCUUUCGCCGCUCUCCUCCUCUCUCUGCCUCCCUUUCUCUCUCGCUUUCGUGCCCAGCGCCUCGCCUCGCCGCACCUCGCCUCCUCCUCCUCCUCUUUCUCCUUAUCCCCUUGCAUCUCUCUUCCACUCCCGUCUCGCAUGCCCCAGCCUCGCACCCCCGGCCAAGCAUCCCGGCAAAUGGUCGCUCCAUCCCCGGCAACUCCGGACGCAGGACACCGCGGAAAGGCGCACGGCUCCGCUGCCUUCUGAUCCCGAGCACACUGCGGACUGGACUCGGAAGGAGAGGCGGACCACGCACGGGGAAGACACACGAGGAGGACGCCGGUCGCUGACAGUGGCCAGGAUCUAAUUUCGCAAUGCCGGUGCCAGAUCAGCCUGCAGAGCAGGAGAAGGGGGCCAUGGUUCCCCCUGUGAUGCCAUCGUCCAACGGCGACAGAUCUGAGCCGGAGACGACCUCUUCAAUCCUCGCCUCUGUCAAAGAGCAGGAGCUUCAGUUUGAACGGCUGACCAGGGAACUUGAGGCUGAGCGUCAGAUCGUUGCCACCCAGCUGGAGAGGUGCAAACUUGGAUCAGAGGCAGGCAGCAUGAGCAGCAUCAGUUCGACGGAUGAGCAAUUUCGCUGGAACGCUCAAGCGGAUGGACAGAAGGAUAUCGAGGAUGAGUUAACCACGGGUUUGGAGUUGGUGGAUUCCUGCAUUCGCUCCCUUCAGGAAUCAGGGAUUCUGGACAGCGGAGAACGACCGGCUCUCCUUUCCCAGAGUUCCUUGCAGCUCAACUCCACCCCGGAGGCUUCGCUCCAGUACUCUGCCAGCUACCAUAGCAACCAGACCCUCGCCCUUAGCGACAGCAUCUCCGCAGCAACUUCUCAGCGCAGCGGGCAGGUUGGAGGAGCUGUGCACAGCUACAACCAGGUGACAUCGAGCCGUGCCGCCCAUCAUCAGCAAUCACAAAGCGGGGCGGGAUCAGGUAUCUACUACUCCAGCUCCACCUUGCCCGCCCAGCGUGUCAGUUCUCCUCUGUCCGGAGGAAGAGGAAACUCAGGGUCCAGUUCCCCCAGCAAGCUUCAGCGCCUGGGAUCAGCCUCCGAUGCGCCUGGGUACGCCACCACUGAACGCCUGCCUUCCUCCUCCUCUCCCAACAAACAGUCUACCGCUAAUCGACUGGCCAAGUCUUACAGCACCACUGUUGCCGUGACAACAGCAGGAGGGGCCGGGUCUCCCCUGAGGGUGGCAUCUCCACCCAACUCUACAGCAGCGGGGGGAGGGGCCAGCUCAUCAUCGUCGCCUCUUCACCAGAUGAGUUCAGGCAUAGGGAGCUAUGCAACUCUGUCUCCCAAAAGACUGGCAUCUCACCACGCCUCCGACCAGUACAAGAUCUCCCACGAGCUCUACGCUACAGCUACGCUGCAGAGACCUGGCAGUCUAGCAGGCUCUCGUGGCUCCUACAGUAGUCAGCAUAGCCAGGAGCCCCUUCGGCCCUUGGGGUCCCCAGAGCACCACAUAGAUCCCAUCUAUGAAGAACGUGUCUAUCACAAGGGCCCCAUGAGGAGCCUCAGCCAGAGCCAGGGGCCGGACACAGGCCCCUAUCGCAACAACACCGACCUCACCCAGCGUAUCCAUGACCAGGUCCUAAGUUAUGUCCUCUGUCCCUACUUCCCUAUCCUAGCUCCCUCCUCCCCUGGUGUCGACUCCGCCCCUUUGCAGCGCACAGCCAGUCACAGCACCGGGACAGGAAACUACAGCCGUGGCGGGACCAACAACUAUGCCACAGUGGGCCCGGGCUACACCUCAAGCAACGUCGGCGACGUGUACGGCUCAGACCCAUAUGUGGCCGACCCCUACCGCACCCUGCAGUACUGCCCCUCGGUGGUGGAAUCACCCUACAGCAAGUCUGGACCAGCCCUACCGCCCGAAGGCAGCCUGCAGCGCUCACCUUCCAUCGACUCUAUUCAGAAGGACCCAAGAGAAUUCGGGUGGAGAGAUCCGGAGCUGCCAGAGGUGAUCCAGAUGUUACAGCACCAGUUCCCAUCGGUGCAGUCCAAUGCAGCAGCCUACCUACAACACCUCUGCUUCGGAGACAACAAGAUCAAAGCUGAGAUCCGUAGACAGGGAGGCAUUCAGCUGCUGGUGGACCUCCUGGACCACAGGAUGAGCGAGGUGCACCGCAGCGCCUGCGGAGCCCUGAGGAACCUGGUGUACGGCAAAGCCAACGACGAGAACAAAGUAGCUCUGAAGAACUGCGGGGGGAUUCCUGCACUGGUCCGCCUGCUGAGGAAGACUGGAGACGUGGAGAUCAGAGAGCUGGUCACAGGUGUUCUAUGGAACCUCUCGUCAUGUGAUGCUCUGAAGAUGCCAAUCAUUCAGGACGCCCUGGCAGUUCUGACCAACAGUGUCAUCAUACCGCACUCUAGCUGGGACUCCUCCCCCAAUCACCAUGAUGACCGCAAGCUCCACCUCCACACCUCGCAGGUGCUGCGCAACGCUACCGGCUGCCUCAGGAAUGUAAGCUCUGCAGGUGAGGAGGCAAGACGAAGGAAGGAGUGUGACGGCCUGACAGACGCUCUGCUCUACGUCAUUCAGACCUCGCUGGGCAGCGGCGAGAUCGACAGCAAGACCGUAGAGAACUGCGUUUGCAUCCUGAGGAACCUGUCGUACCGCUUGGCUGCCGAGACGUCCCACGGCCAGCAGGGGGGGCUGGAAGAGCUGGACAGCCUGCUUUGGGACGCCAAUGGUCGCGACGGAGAGAGCUCCGGAUGCUGGGGCAAGAAGAAGAAGAAAAAGAAGGGGGUUGACCAGUGGGAUGGUGUGGGCCCGUUUCCAGACACAGCGGAGCCUCCAAAAGGGGUUCAGAUGCUGUGGCACCCGACCAUCGUCAAGCCCUACCUCACCCUGCUGUCUGAAUGCUCAAAUCCCGACACACUGGAGGGAGCAGCCGGGGCUCUGCAGAACCUGGCCGCAGGCAGUUGGAAGUGGUCGGUGUACAUCCGGGCUGCUGUGCGUAAAGAGAAAGGCCUUCCCAUCCUGGUGGAGUUACUGAGGAUAGACAAUGACAAGGUGGUGUGUGCCGUGGCCACCGCGCUCAGAAAUAUGGCCCUGGACAUAAGGAACAAGGAGCUCAUUGGUAAAUAUGCCAUGAGAGAUCUGAUCCAUCGGUUACCAGGCAGUAGCAGUAGCAGCAACAAUAACGCCACCAGCAGUGGGACCUCUGGAACCAUGGGCCCUCCCAGCAAGGCCAUGUCGGACGACACGGUAACUGCCAUCUGCUGCGCGCUGCAUGAAGUCAUCACCAAGAACAUGGAGAACGCCAAAGCUCUGCGCGAUGCCGGCGGCAUCGAAAAACUCAUUGGCAUCGCCCGCAGCAAAGGAGACAAACACUCAGCGAAGGUGGUGAAGGCAGCCUCUCAGGUCCUCAGCAGUAUGUGGCAGUACAGAGACCUACGCUCCCUCUACAAGAAGGAUGGAUACUCCCAGUAUCACUUCGUAGGCUCGGCCUCAACGAUAGAGCGAGACAGACAGAGGCCCUACUCCUCCUCCCGAACUCCUUCCGUCUCCCCCGUCAGGACGUCCCCAAAUAACCGCUCAGCGAGCGCACCAGCCUCCCCCAGAGAGAUGAUGUGUCUGAAGGAACGUAAGAUGGACUACGAUUCCACGGCAACCAACGCUGGUUUCCAUAGCAACAAAGGCGAGCACACAUCCCGGAAAGACGGCAUGGCAGUUCAAGUAUCAUGCGGGACGUCUACAUUGUUCCGAAACUCUUACCUGACUGCCAGUGAUGAUAUCAAGCAAAACCAGAUUCCAGCCCAGCCCUGCGUUGUGCCCCCCCAGCCCCAGCAGGACAGCCCGUCAGCAGCCGUGCUAAAAGACUACGACCCCUACCCCGCCCCUCCUUCCUUCCCGCAGCCGCCGCAGCCUCCCCCUCACAGCCAGAGCCGGAGCUUCGACGAGGCCUACUACGAGGACCAGGGGCCACCGCCUCCUCCGUCCCAGCCACAGCCACAGGUACAAGUGCAAGUACAGGCCCAGCCUCAGGCCCAACCCCAGCAGCCGCCGAGCUCAACCGUGCCGCCCCGGGACCCGCGGGAGGACCUGCGCAUGCAUCUGGGCCUCAAAUCCACUGGCAACUACGUGGACUUCUACUCAGCCUCUCGGCCGUACAGCGAACUGAACUAUGAGACCAGCCACUACCCAGCCUCGCCUGACUCCUGGGUCUAGUCAGACAAUAAUGGGGGAGGGGGACAAGAGAGAUUCUGUGUAUGCUUGUGUGAAAGGGAUUAUUUUUUACAAGCGAUCAGCAGCAGAUGAACCGAAGGUGACAGCGAUGGCGUUUUGAAAAGGUAUCUUGUAGCCGAAGGCAGGAAAUUAGUGCUCCUUUAAAAUAAGAUGAAAGACCGAUUUGGGAAAGGAGUGAAGUCAGGUGGAGUGACAAUGAGAGUCUGUGCAUGUGCAUGCCAACAUUUUCCUUUUCUUUUUAAGACCACUUUAUUUCUUCAAAGUCAGCUCCAUUGUAACGUCGAGUGGAUAAGGAGCAAGUGGGAGUAGAUAUGAAGUGUGGUGGAAGUGUGAGAGACAAGUGGGCCGGGGAAUACAGAGAGAAAACGACCAGGCACAGAGAGUACACCGAGGCCUGGAGAGGAGGACAGAAAAGGGAUGGAGAAAUAAUUGGAAGCAGAUGACUCUAUAGAAGUGUGAAGACCAUUUUGAUAAAGAAAGAGGGAGGCAAAGAGGAGAGGCAAAGAUGGCAUCAGGGUUCUCGAGGAGGUCCGGAAGAAUACAAGCACAGAGGAAGAUGAAAGCACAUCAGACAUGUUGUGGAUGUUUACCAUUUCACCCCAGUGACAAAACGUAGCACUGCUUUUAUCCCCCGUCUUUUUGUUCCGAUGGCCUUGCUGCCUACAGAGACGUCUGAAUUUGUUUUCAAGGAAUGUCAUCUUCAAGAGACUUCUUUUAUCACAUCAUUCUUUUACAUGUUUUUUUUAUUUGUACUUUUUCUAAAUUUUCACUUAAAAAAAAAAAAAAAGGUGAUAUAGUGUGUAUAUUACACGUUUUUUGAUGAAAAUAAGAUUUUUUUUCCAUGACUGAAACAACAAAAAGCAACAAAAAUCAGUCAGCUGCAAAAGCAGAAAACACAGAAGUCGUCAGGAUGGAUUGCCAGUGGAUACCUUUGCUUUUUGCCCUUUCCGAGCCCGAGAGGGAGCCUUGCAAUAUUCGUGUUUCUCUCUCUCUCCAUCAAGUUAAUUUUGAUUGUUGUGGACGUGCUCAAAACGUCAAAAGCAGUUCUCGGCUGCCAGAGCACGAGACAGGCAGAGCCGCUCCCAAGCUCCCAGUCAACACAAGUUCUUUUUCACUGCCUCAAGAAAAUACGUGUGUGUCCGGAGCCCUUCGGAAAGGGUCGUCUUUUCCUUUUUUGGGGAGCAAAUUUAUUGGACCGUGUAAUUUUUCAGCGGUUUCUCAUCAACAGUAAAAAAAACAUAAGAACUCAUCUGUCCAACAAGAGCCACCAUAGAUAUUGUACAUGUCCUUGUACAGUAGAGAAAGACUGAGAGAGACGUGACAUUGUGCCAAACUUUGACACCUCCUGUGCACCCGUCCUGUGGGAAUUUAAAGGGACAUUCUGUCGAAGUUUACAGACAAUGACCGGAUGACUCCCUCUGCUGUUUGUAACUUUUAUUUUCUUGUGUUGAUCAGGUGAGAACAUAAGUUAUUGCUGGGGAUCAUGGGUAACAUCUCCCUCCCAUAGAUGUACAGACCUGCCUCUCUGUGUUUGCUGAGCAUGUGUGGGCGCGUGGACACGUGUGUGUGUGCGUGCGUGUGUGGGUGUGUGUGACCGUAUGUGUGGCCCAUGUGUGUACACGUAAACUUGAGCGAGCGUAUCUAUGCAUGCAUGUGUGUAGUAGUGUGCGUAUGCCUCCGUUGCGUGUAUGUGCGUUCCUGUACAAAUCAGUGUCCGAACAAGGCAUUCCUACCGACAGUUUGUCCAGUUUUACAACCAUGAAAAACCAAGGUAAAAAUCACUAGAAUGAAGUGUUGAUAUAGAAUGACAAAUGUAUAAAUCUAUGAAUAUAAAUAUAAAUAUAUAUAUAAUUUUUAUGUGCAGAUGUCAUUGUCACUAAAUGCAACAAAUGUUAGCGGAGAAAAAAAAAAAGAUUAUGUGGUGUACAACAGGUUCACUUUGACCUAAACGUGGAAACUGCUGAUCCCCCCUUCAAC